GAUGGAGCUAUCAGCUCAUUUUUGCGUUUUAGUAAAUCUUGUCCUAGUAGGGCUUCCGUAGAUAUUAGCUCGACCCGCCUACAACUCAAAUGUCUGACAGGAAGAUUAGAGUCUGUUUGGAGGAGUUUGACUGCAGUGUGACCUUUUGAAUCCAGGUAAACUCUAUAAAAGAGAUGCCCUGAACACAGCGUUAGUGGUGCGUUCAGGUCUGCAGAUAUGGCGUUGGUGCGUUCAAAGUUCUCGCUGUUUUGGUUCCUUUUUGUGACAGCUCAUGUGAUUGGAGCCGAAGGGAAACUGAAACUAACUGGGAAUGAUGCGGCCUGUGAGUCCCAGGACAGUGCACUCAGCCUGAGGUCCAUUAAAACCUCAUCCACAGGACCGGAGCCAGGAGACCCUGCUGCUGCGUUCACUGUCCGGACUCUGGAUGGGGAGUUCUCCUUCCAGCCCGGUGCCCAGCAGGGACCUCUCCUCGUCCACGCCUUCAGCAACAAGUCAGGGUUUCUGGAGUGCCUGUGGAGCUCGGAGGCGUCCCUGACCAGUCUGGUGCAGGACCUACCGGAAAGCACCCAGGUCCUGUUUCUGUCCCUGGACGACUCUGCGGUGUCUGAUGCUCUGUGGAUGAGGGAGCAGCUGUACCGGGUCGCUGUGAAAAGUGGUAAGAAGGAGGUCCUGUCCAGGCUGCACAUCUGUCCUCUGCCUGUCUUCACUCUGGGAAACUGGUUACCAAGUGUGCUUUACAGCUGGGGCUGCUCGUCCCGCAGCUGUGUCCUCACCCAGGCUGUUUUCACCUCCGAAGGCUGGAAUUUCCCGAUAAUCAUCAAGAGACUAGACACCAGGUACGACUGGCUCAUGACGAGAUGGGGUCCAAAGUCUCUUCAGCUCGUGGAUGCAGGUGACGGAUGUGAUCCAUCGCCCUCUGUGGCGGGCGCUGUGGCCUGGGUGUCUGAGGGAAACUGCUCCUCCUUCACCAAGGUGGAGAACAUGGCUAAAUCCAACGCCUCCGGUGUCCUUGUCUACGCCUUCCCUGGUAACUCACUCCAGGACAUGAACUGUGACGGAGAUGAAUGCAACACGACGCUCAGCAUCCCUGCUUCCAUGGUGCACUUUGAGCCUUCGGUCGCUCAGACGCUUCAGUCUGGACAGCUGGUGUAUGUGACCUUCCAGAUCACCCCGUCCCCAAGCUACUUCUUCAGUAUCGACCAACAGGGGGUGCUGGCUGAGAUGGGCUGGUUUCUUUACCCCUCGUUCAGCUUCUUCAACUGGCAGGCUCAGUGGUUUGAUUUCUAUGCAGAUCUGCUCACCAAGCUUCGGAGUCCUGCAAAGGUUGUUCCUGUUUUUGACAAAGUCCAGAUGCAGGGGGAGAAAGGAGCCGUGGCUACAGUCGACCUGCCUCCUGGAUUGUUGGACUAUGACCUGCUGGAGCUGGAUGCCUCCCUGUUGUGUCCCGGCAGGAGAGACUCCACCUGCGCUCACUGGGAUCACACAGUCCAGCUGUUUGUGUGCUGCGAUCAAAGCGGUCCGUACUGCAACACGGAGCUGGGCCGAUGGAUCACCGCCUUCAGGAGAGGUACCGGGCACUGGCUGACAGACGUGUCUCCACUGCGCCCCCUGCUGGACAGCAACAAAUGCACCCUCACCAUGAAGACGGUGCCGUGGGCGAUGCCGUGGUUCGUCUCUCUCAACCUGAGAUUCAGUGUCAGCAAUAAGACAGCCACAGGAAAUGUUUCAGCUGACGGUGAAGACGAGAAGCUGUUUCCCUUCAGAGUGAUGCCUCUGUACAGCGGGGGAACCUUCGACAAGAACUACAACAAGAGAUUCAAGCCAAUCAAAUUCUCCGUCCCGACUUCAACCAAAAAGGUUGAGCUGUACGCCGUCAUCACAGCACACGGCAGCGACGAGAACAGCUGCGGGGAGUUCUGUGUCACCUCCCAUCACUUCCUGUUCAACGCUUAUUUCAACAACACGCUCAUAUUUGAUUCAGCAGGAUCACCUCUGGGUUGUGCCAUGCGAGUGAAAGAGGGUGCAGUGCCAAACGAACACGGCACAUGGUUGUACGGGAGAGGAGGCUGGUGUGAUGGGCUGCAGGUGGAUCCCUGGAGGAUCGAUAUCACCAAACAGCUGGACAUAAGUGGGUCUGAAUCCAACACUGUCGUCUACUUCGGCCUCUUUAACGGGACGGAUCCAAAUCCAGCCAAAGACCCCGGAUACAUCAUCAUGUCCUCUUUUCUGGUCUUCUACAAAUGAUGCCUCUCCAAACUUAAAUAUUUCUGUGAAUGACAGACCGUGAUACUGAGAGUACAAUCAAGCCAAAGAUUAAAUGUCUAUUUUCCUACUGC
Molecule: messenger RNA, 2336 nt
Organism: Notolabrus celidotus (New Zealand spotty)
Lineage: Eukaryota; Metazoa; Chordata; Actinopteri; Labriformes; Labridae
Gene: ngly2
Exons: 12
Coding region: 217-2244 (675 amino acids)
Molecular function (GO): oxidoreductase activity, acting on paired donors, with incorporation or reduction of molecular oxygen, reduced ascorbate as one donor, and incorporation of one atom of oxygen
Source: RefSeq, a predicted model, not a curated record